AUUUCGCUCGACGUUGACAAACGGCCACACUGGCGACUUGCGAUGAAAAUUAUUUAUAUUUCGCUUCUUCGCACGCAAAAAUUGGUCAAAAUAAACAAAGGUUAAUGUGCUGCUGCUCAAUAACGGUACAGUGGUCAGUCCGCCGGACCGCCGAACGCGCGUAACGGUAAGCCGUGCGUGUGCCGCCCCGAGAAUCGGCGCUAAUUAAAAGUGGAUGCUGCAGCGGCCAUCGGAAUCAACAAAAAGCCAACCGAAAACGCAGGCUAUUCUCCAAGCGAUCAAAGCCAACUAAUUUCUAACCGCCGGUUGUCUUGUGCCCCGAUUAAGAGUAAAAGUACAGCGAGAAAGUAAAGCCCGUAAACAAACAACAGUUAAACGCUGCACUGCAAUUAAAACGGAACGGGAAACGCAGCGGAGGACAUAAAAUCGGUGGCAAGAAGAAGAGCGCUGCCCAGCAAGCGCCUUUCGCAGGGUUAAAGGAGGGAAAUCAGUGGUGAACUAAAGUGCAGAGUGCUAGAUAGACGUAAUCCCAGGUAAAGUGGUUAAAAGUCCCUGAAAAGCCAAGAAGCGGCAGGUGCUUGGCGCUUUUGAAACGAGACAACACGACGCUGGGUUUCCAGCGUAGAGUUGCCAACCCGAAAAAGAAACGGGGUUGCCGUUCGUUGCGCCGAAAGUGUUUACCUGCUUUCCGAGGGCCAAUUGCUUGAGGGAAAGCGACUUUCCUAACGAUCCUGGCCAGGAGAUGAGUUGGAACUCGAACUUCAGGCGGUCCCAGGCCGGAUAACCGGCAAAAAGCCAAACCCACCGAUAAAAACCCACUGCAGUUGGUCAACUAACGCUCUAGGGGAUUAGCGCCCGCCUCUCAACGACUCCACUCGCCACAAACCAGCACUCCUUCACCAGCGUCGAGAUCUCCUGCGCGGGAUUGGCGACGCCGCUACAACCGAAUUUCUUGCCCCACGCCGUUGAAGAAAAGCUGCCACCAUUAGGAAGAAGAAUACCUCGAAUAUGACCCACAAUCUUGGUAUGGCGCCAUAUCGAUUGCCGGGUCCAGCGGGCGGACUGUGUCCGCCCGACUUCAAGCCGCCGCCUCCGACGGACAUCAUCUCGGCGCCGAGCAAUCCGAAGAAGCGGCGGAAAACCUCAAGUGCCGCCAACUCUGCUGCGGCGGUGGCUGCUGCGGCGGCUGCCGCAGCCGCUGCUGCGAACUCCAUGCAGCAGCAGCAGGCGCCACCCACGCCGCAGGAUCUGCUGCCCCCUCCGCCGAUGGGAGGCUUUGGAGACACCAUUAUUGCCUCGAAUCCGUUCGACGACAGCCCCCAGGUAUCGGCGAUGUCCAGCUCGGCGGCCGCGGCGAUGGCGGCCAUGAACCAGAUGGGCGGCGGUCCGGGAGGUGGUCACUUUGGCGGCGGUGGACCGGGAGGCCAUCCGCACUGGGAGGACCGCAUGGGCAUGGGUGGCGGACCGCCUCCCCCGCCACACAUGCAUCCGCACAUGCACCCGCACCACCCGGGCGGUCCCAUGGGUCAUCCACAUGGCCCCCAUCCGCACAUGGGUGGUCCGCCUCCGAUGCGCGGCAUGAGCCCUAUGCAUCCCCAUCAAAUGGGACCGGGACCAGGCGUCGGACUACCACCACACAUGAACCACGGAAGGCCCGGAGGACCUGGAGGCCCAGGAGGACCCGUGCCCAUGGGCAGUCCCAUGGGAGGAAUGGCUGGCAUGGGUGGCAUGAGCCCCAUGGGCGGAAUGGGAGGCCCCAGCAUAUCACCCCAUCAUAUGGGCAUGGGCGGUCUGUCGCCCAUGGGUGGAGGCCCUAAUGGACCCAAUCCGCGAGCCAUGCAGGGCUCUCCGAUGGGCGGUCCGGGCCAGAACUCGCCGAUGAACUCUUUGCCCAUGGGCUCGCCGAUGGGCAAUCCCAUUGGCAGCCCGCUGGGGCCGCCUUCCGGACCGGGUCCUGGAAAUCCUGGCAAUCCCGGCGGCCCACAACAGCAACAACAACCUCCGCAGCCACCGAUGAACAACGGGCAGAUGGGUCCGCCGCCUUUGCACAGUCCGCUGGGCAAUGGACCCACCGGUCAUGGCAGUCAUAUGCCCGGAGGACCUAUCCCAGGUCCAGGUCCUGGGCCCGGCGGUCUUGUGGGACCCGGUGGCAUCUCCCCCGCGCACGGCAACAACCCGGGAGGUCCUGGGAACAACAUGCUCGGCGGGAAUCCCGGCGGCGGCGGCAACAACAACAACGGAAGCAAUACAAACAACGCCAGCAACAACAAUCAAAAUCCUCACCUCUCGCCGGCAGCCGGACGCCUGGGAGUGCCGACGUCGAUGCAGUCGAAUGGACCUUCGGUAUCGUCGGUGGCCUCCUCCUCGGUACCCUCGCCCGCCACGCCCACGCUCACGCCCACUUCGACGGCCACGUCGAUGUCCACGUCAGUGCCUACAUCCUCGCCAGCGCCGCCCGCCAUGUCACCGCACCAUUCGCUGAACAGCGCCGGCCCCAGUCCGGGCAUGCCCAACUCCGGACCCAGUCCGCUGCAGUCGCCCGCCGGCCCCAAUGGUCCGAAUAACAACAACAGCAAUAACAAUAACAACGGACCCAUGAUGGGCCAGAUGAACCCGAACGCAGUUCCUAUGCAGCACCAGCAGCACAUGGGCGGCGGCCCACCUGGCCACGGAAUGGGCAUGAACCAGAUGCUGCCACCGCAGCAGCCCUCGCACCUUGGUCCCCCGCAUCCGAAUAUGAUGAAUCACCCGCACCCGCAUUCUCAUCCGCACCACCAUCCCGGCGGACCACCGCCGCACAUGAUGGGCGGUCCUGGGAUGCACGGAGGACCUGGAGGAAUGCCGCCACACAUGGGCGGUGGACCCAAUCCGCACAUGAUGGGCGGACCUCAUGGGAACGCGGGUCCGCACAUGGGCCACGGUCAUAUGGGCGGAGUACCAGGUCCAGGACCCGGGCCCGGUGGCAUGAACGGACCCCCGCACCCGCACAUGUCUCCGCACCACGGACACCCGCACCAUCACCACAAUCCAAUGGGCGGACCCGGACCUAACAUGUUCGGCGGUGGUGGAGGCGGUCCAAUGGGACCCGGAGGACCGAUGGGCAACAUGGGACCCAUGGGCGGCGGACCAAUGGGCGGCCCCAUGGGCGUGGGGCCCAAACCGAUGACAAUGGGCGGCGGAAAGAUGUAUCCGCCGGGCCAGCCGAUGGUCUUCAACCCGCAGAAUCCCAACGCGCCGCCCAUCUAUCCGUGUGGCAUGUGCCACAAGGAGGUGAACGACAACGACGAGGCCGUGUUCUGUGAAUCCGGUUGUAACUUCUUCUUUCACAGAACCUGUGUGGGCCUGACAGAGGCGGCCUUCCAAAUGCUCAACAAGGAGGUGUUUGCCGAGUGGUGCUGCGACAAGUGCGUGUCUUCCAAGCAUAUUCCCAUGGUCAAGUUCAAGUGUUGAAGCGGGCGGGAAUCGGAAUCAGCGGAACCUAUCGAUCAACACCCAACAAAAGCAUCAGCAACAGCACCAGCUAGCACUCACUCACUGUAUAAAAUAUCCAAGCAUUAACUCUAUCUUAAUUGUAAGACUUAAGCUGCUCAAUAGUCAAGACCCCGACCCCGACCGAUCCCGCGACCCACCAGUCCCAGAACCCAGAACGGAAAUAGGAACCCGUAACCAGUAAGCGACCCACUAAAGUGCCGGAGCAGUGUUGUGACUUUCAGCUCCGGGCUCCUGGCUCACUCGCGACAUCCUCCUGAAACAAAUAAGCAAAGCAAACCUUAACGAAAAGUGUAAACGAAAUAUGUUAAUUGUAAUAUAAU
Messenger RNA from Drosophila subpulchrella, 3812 nucleotides. RefSeq names its product protein pygopus (gene pygo). The coding region runs from base 1009 to 3450 and encodes 813 amino acids. The transcript has 3 exons. The record is from RefSeq and is a predicted model, not a curated record. NCBI's taxonomy places the organism in Eukaryota, Metazoa, Arthropoda, Insecta, Diptera, Drosophilidae.